AUUCUACACCGCUCAUAGCCCUAUCUUUACUUCCAUAAUACUUUCGAUGUUUUUAGCAAUUUGGCGGUAGCAUGAAGCAUGUGCGUCUGGAGCAAAGCCCCCGCGAAGGGUUUGGGGAGGGCUACAAAGAAACUGCCCAGGUUCGAUAGCACGAGACGAGUCUUUGCAAACACGAGCACUGCUCAAUUGUCAACGACGGCCCGCCUCGACGCACUGUUCGCCCGAAAAAGCUUGAGCUCAGCCAAAGAGCGCCAACGAGCCGAACGCGAACAAUUGACUCGCCUGCUCAAAGAGUCGCCGGGCAAACGCGAUGCUAGAAACUUUCUCAAGCAGUUCGACUCCCCGAAAAAGGCGAAGACUGGUGCUACACCAAAGGUCCAGCCAGCUACGAGCGACGUGGUACAUAAUGACUACGGUUCGAUACGGAUUGGUGUGAAUCUGGGCAACUUGUAUCAGCCAACGAUAUUCACGCGGGACCCAUUACCAGAGGAGAAAUACAAAGAAGAAGAGCAGGAUGAGCCGUUGCAUCUUGCGUUGGUCAAGCUACGGCAGCCACAGACACUGGACGAUCGAACUCUCGGAAACAUCGCUAUGACGUUGAGCCAGAUGGCGCAAUUGGGCUUGAGCACAGCUGUCGUGUUGGACUGUGACGAGGACACCGGCUCAUACACCUCAGAGGUCGAUUCACGUUACGAACAUACAGUUAAAGAACAAGCAGCGCGCUUGGCAGCGGCACUAGAAGACUACCACGAGCCCGGGGCCUUGCUGAUCGAGCACGCGCUGAGCUACUUGGAUCUGGGCCACGACAGUCCGAGUACAGUGGAGGUGCAAAGCAGCUAUCUUCUCUAUCCCCCAAUCGACGAUGGCAUCAUUCCCAUCAUACCGCCUUUUGCAUACAACACGGACCUAAAGAAGGUCAAGGUGCAGGCAGAUGAUGUGCUACUAGCAUUGAUUCGAGAGUUCGCAGGCAUCACGGGGCAGGCCAAUGGCACGCGCAAGCUUGAUGGUUUCGUACAAGAUAAGAACAGCACCGAUUUUGAAAGACCGAUUUUGGAUCGCAUCAUCAUCCUUGAUCCUCUAGGGGGUAUUCCUUCUGAGAAUAGGGCAGAUGGUGCGCAUGUCUUUGUCAACUUGGAGGCAGAAUAUCGCGAUAUCAAGAAUGAGCUACAACAACUUUCGUCGGCGGGCCCAGGAGGCGCUAGCGCGAGGAGCUCUUCAUAUGUCGGCAGCGGUAACCCGUUCUCGAGGUUUGUAGAAGAGGAGAUCGUAUCGCUGCCGGGAUCCAAACCUCAACUCGCGGAGUCUGCGCCCGCGCGCCACCUGAAGAAUCUUGAUGUAGUCCAGCGAGCUCUCAGACUGCUUCCACCAUCAUCAUCAGCGCUCAUACUUACGCCUUCUGAAGCCGGGACACGUGCAAUCCCUGAAGAUACGCGGUCGACACCAUCUAAAAACCCUCUACUCCACAAUCUGCUGACCGAUAAGCCCAUGGUCUCGUCCUCACUUCCAACAGCUCCUGCUAGCCGAUUCUUAGGUUCUGCAGCACCCAACCCUUCCACCUUCCUCAAGAAGGGCAUACCUCUCACCAUGAUACCCGAUCCGCGUAAUUCAGGACCGUGGCAGCCACCUUCAACGUCGCGUCCUAGCAUCGACCUCGCAAACGAUCCGCGGAUCAACCUCCCUAAACUUGUUCAUCUUAUUAACGACUCAUUCCGUCGGAAACUCGACCCAAACGCCUACCUCGAGCGCAUUCACGGCCGUGUCGCAGGCAUCAUAAUAGCAGGCGACUACGAAGGUGGCGCAAUAUGUACAUGGGAGAAACCCUCCAUCCUCCUCAACACCACGCCUACUGGCAUAACAACACCAGACUCGCCCUACUGGGUACCCUACCUCGAUAAAUUCGCCGUCCUCACAUCAUCGCAAGGCUCAGGCGGCGUCUCAGAUAUUGUUUGGGCCGCACUGACGCGGACCUGCUUCCCCGAGGGCGUGGUCUGGAGGAGCAGGACGAGCAAUCCGGUGAAUAAAUGGUAUCAGGAGAGAUCGAAAGGGAUGUGGAAUCUUCCUGGGGGACAGUGGACGAUGUUUUGGACUACGGAGGGUGUUACGCACGGAUGGGAUGCGCCCAUUGAGGGUUUCGAGGGAAACAAGGAGAUUUCGAGAUGGGAUGCAUAUGUGGAUGUUUGUAGUGCGAUUGAGCCGAGUUGGGCGGAUGUAAAUAAAAAGGCUCAUUAAGUCAAUUUGAACGAGAGUCGAUGAAACAUGCUUUAGCUGAGGUCUACUGUGACGCCAGCAAGUCUAAUUGAAUUUAUAAAGCGCGAAUAGUAUAUAGUAACGUCCUGUUGACAUACUCUUCUGUAUAUGGAGCAAGUACAAUUCCUCGAUCGGCAUGCCUCAGAGCUCGCGUCUCAAUAAAUGAGAAGUAUAGU
Molecule: messenger RNA, 2423 nt
Organism: Cucurbitaria berberidis CBS 394.84
Lineage: Eukaryota; Fungi; Ascomycota; Dothideomycetes; Pleosporales; Cucurbitariaceae
Product: acetylglutamate synthase-like protein
Exons: 2
Coding region: 79-2229 (716 amino acids)
Biological process (GO): L-arginine biosynthetic process
Cellular component (GO): mitochondrial matrix
Molecular function (GO): L-glutamate N-acetyltransferase activity, acting on acetyl-CoA as donor; arginine binding
Source: RefSeq, a predicted model, not a curated record